UGGUGCGAUCCAGGAGGAUCGCUCCAAAAUAGUAAUGUGGGAUGGCGCGUGGAUCUUCCGGGCGUCGAGCGCGCGGCUCCUGCGCCAGCACCACGCCUUGAAUGGCGCCGCUUCUUCCCACUGCUCGGAGUGUCCCCGGCGAGCGACGGAAGCGGCCUAUCUUUUUUACCUCAGGCAGAAGCGUCCCCGGUGGCGCAGCUCCUUCUUCAGUUAGAUUUUCUGAGAAGAACUGACCGAAACUCGAUAAACUUUACGUCGGGCCACGUUGUCACAGCGGUGGGCGAAGUCCAAAGUCUUAUCUCAGAGUGCGGCUAUGAUUGGUCGCCUAAAAUGCAACAGAAACUAGAGACAACUCUGAACUCAUCAGCUAACGUUGAAUACGCGUUACGGUAUGCAACAAUGGCAUUAAAUUUUCUGGUACGAGAGGUCCUGCUCUAUUUAGCACCGGACGCCGCACCCCUUGAUCAACUCGCUACCGUUGAGAGUACUAAGAAAGGAGCUUUUUGUGAUAGCUACGAUCAAAUAGGGCUCCUCCACGAGUUGGCCCUGAUCUUUUCACGGUUUCCUACAAAAAUGCAGAAGCGCGGUGGCCUAGGAGCCGUGCAUCGUGCGCUACGAGGCGGUCGCGCAUCUCCGCCGCCUCCCACAUCUGCUGCGUCUCUUAGUUCGGUCGGGACGACGCCAUCUGCCACGAUUGCCGCGGCGGACUCCUCUUCUGUCACGGUCGCGACGUUGUCGUCGGCCCGGGACGCCACGAUGGAGCCCGUAUGCCCUCCACUACCUCCUGUGCCUCCUACAUCGUCUAGUUUGGGCGGGACGCUGCCAUCAACCGAGUCGGUCGCGCCGUCGUCCUCCUUGACAAAUAAUGUCAAACCCACGUCCGACACGGCCGCCUCGACCAAGGCCUAUCCAUCAGAAGGCGCCCUCGCCGACCUGAGAAGAAGACUAGCCUCCCGGGAGAACAAGGACAAUAGCCUCGGCGCGACCGCCAUGGUUGUUGAUGAGAAAAGCUCGGCGCCGGACCCUCAAGUUCUCGCGGAGCUGAUCGAGAAUUACUCGUUUGAUUUGCCGGACGGCUCCGAAGCUUUAACAAAAAAAGACAUCAAGAUUGGCGACGUCUUAUAUACUGUUCCUAUUAACAAUGGCUCGAUGCCCCUCUGCCGGGUUGAGAAAAUCAGCGGUGGUUAUGUUCAUGUGAAGGACUCCACCAACAACGGAGGGGGGAAGGCCUCCAAGCCUCGCCCGGGCAUGCUGAGAAGAGCCUCUCGGGAUGAUGUUAAUAGGUUCCCUCCGAAGGACGGGCCCUUGACGGAGGCGCCGCUCCUCGCGACGCCUCCGCCACCGAUCUCGCUGCCGCCAAACGAUAUUAUUACUAAGGUAGUUGAUGGACUGCGCUGCCUUCUUUUAGAACGGGACCUCCGCUUCGGAGGAUAUGGCGACAAGGAGAGACGCCGGAUGCAAUCUCCAGUCGAGACCGUAUCUGAUGCUUUAGAUCUGCUUCAGUUCGUAGUUUGUACCUUAGACGGCGCCCUCUCGGCCAUCGACGGAGAUAGGAAGCGGACGAUAGGUCAAAAAUCGCUCGAUACAUUUAAUAGGGAGGUGCGGCCUCUGGUGCUGUUCGAGUCCUUGCGGAGCCUCCUCAAAGAGUGGGCCAAGGUCCCGGAACACGUAAGACCGCCGUUCCUUACUACCCCGGUCGCCCAAGCCAGCAACGACUCAAUCCUCACAAAACCGCGGGACCGCAAGACGACGGAGCGAUUAGCGGAUGACCUGGACGCGCAGAAGUCUUCAUACUGUGCGCGGUACGCGGUGCGGCCGGAGACGGAGGCGUCGUGCGCGAACUGCGGCGUGGCGUUUACUUAUACUGGUCAUGAGCACCGCUGGAAGUGCUCGAAGGACGACUGCAAGAAAGUAUUUUGCGGUGAGUGCGCUGGUCUGGCUUCCCAACAACCCUUGAACAGCAAGUGGGUGUGUCGCCUCUGCAAGUCCAGUGAGCCUAUCGACGUAGUAAAGCCGACGCAAACAAGUGGAAGUCUGAUUCACGGCAGCAAGAUUAGGUUGUUAGUUACGGGCCGCAUUAGAUUAGCGUUGGGCGAUGACUACGAACCGUACUGCAAGUACAUGGGCCCCAAGUUCGGGAGCAAAGCCUGGUAUGAUUUAGAGGUGUUCACUGGAGCGUACGAGGGCGAAGCGGCGUGCCGCCGCUUCACGAAAAGCACCGAGGGCACGGCGUCCAUCCUCAUUGACUGGAAAGGCAACGGCGUCUUCGCGGUCUUCGACGAGUUCUGGGACUACUGCCGCGAGCCGGGCGAGACGCCUCUCCAAGUAGCGGAACGCAUGACGGUCGAGGUCCACCCGGGCUUUGAGGUCAUCGCCGGGCUGUUCAGGUGGGGUGUUCUAGAUUAUUUAGAUGGUGCCAAGGGCGGCUUUGUUGGUGGCUGGCGCAUGCAGAAGCUGCGCGACGACCAUGGCGUGGGCCAGAGUUCCAUGCCGACGGUGUCCGACUUCCUAGCCUUGCCGUACCAGGAGUGCCUCGAGCACCUCAACGACCCGGAGUGGCCGACGCCCGAGCUCAAGGACAUGUUCUGCGAGUACGGCGCCGAGGAAGCACGGCGCCUGGCUAGUUCCGGUCCCGACGUCCCGCCGGCGCGGCAACCCGCUCAGGGCCCGGGCUCGCGGAACCACGCGUUGGAGACGCCGGCGGUCAUCGUGGCGGACCGCGCGGACCGAGAUGUUCGGGAGCGCGCGACCCUCGAGUUCCUUUUGGCGUUCAAGGCGGGCCGGCUCCACGAUCCUGCGAUGCAGGUCAUCGACGGCCUCCACCGUAUCUCUGGGUGGCUCUCAAUCGCCUGCGCGGACGGCAACCUCGGCGCGGACCAGCACAUCAAGCAGCAGACGCCCCUUUACUUAGCAGCGGUUCGGGUCCGCGAGCUGAUGGGUGAAUCUGAGACGCGCGGGCCGUUCAUCCGGUCCCCGCUCAACAAUUUCCUUUGUACUGGAGCCGGAGACGGCAGCGACCUCGACAAAUUACGCCAUCACUGGAACGUCUUCAUGGGCGCGUCCUGGCGCGCGCGCUACCGCGAGACGCCCACCUCCGAGUACAAGUACGUCGAGCUCACCGCUGUGUGGGAGAAACACGAUCCCGCGGCGCGCGCCGCCGGCCCGGAGGCGCUGCCGGCGCCCUCGUUCCGGGCUCCGCGCUCGCGCAACUGA
Messenger RNA from Pelagomonas calceolata, 3213 nucleotides. The record is from the annotation of a GenBank genome assembly. NCBI's taxonomy places the organism in Eukaryota, Pelagophyceae, Pelagomonadales, Pelagomonadaceae.